Messenger RNA from Cheilinus undulatus (humphead wrasse), 2651 nucleotides. Its product is annotated as zinc finger protein 473 homolog. Lineage: Eukaryota; Metazoa; Chordata; Actinopteri; Labriformes; Labridae. Bases 112 to 1545 code for a protein of 477 amino acids. Gene Ontology annotation, biological process: regulation of transcription by RNA polymerase II. The transcript has 2 exons. Gene Ontology annotation, molecular function: RNA polymerase II cis-regulatory region sequence-specific DNA binding; DNA-binding transcription factor activity. The record is from RefSeq and is a predicted model, not a curated record.
GUAAAACUAAACAAAGCUCUUGAGGAGAUGCCUACCUCACUGAAGAUGCAUUAUCUCUGUGGUAGAGAUUAAAAAUUUCGUUUCUGCUGAGUUUAAAUCCCCCAAAGCAGGAUGUCUUUCCCGUCCUCUUUCGGUACGCAGGUGGCCGCCAUCAUGGACGUGUUAGCUAAAGCUGCUGUAGCUGAAAUUACGAAGCUGGCGGAGGACGGGGCUGUGGUCCUUCGUCUGGAGAUGUGUCGGAGGGACAGUGAGAUCCAGGAGCUCAAAAGAAGUUUGAAAGCCAUGGAGGUCGAACUCUGCAAAGCUCAGGAAGCAGCUAAGACCCGACCUACUGAGGACAAACAGGCGCAGACUGAGAGUAUUGCCCCUGCUAAAGAUGAAAAGGAAGGACAGGAAAGGUUUGCAUUGUAUCAAGAAUUAAGCACUACUGAGUCAUCAUGUGAGCCUCAACGUGGAGCCAAGGAGAGCCGUGAGAUGAGGCCAGAAGUAAAACCAGAGCCAGAACCUGCCCCCCAGGAAAUAACAGAAAACGCUGCAUCAGUUAAUAUUUGCUUCGAGCGAGAGGAGUUGAUCUGGCCUCCUCCUGCUUGCAGCAUUUUUGAGAACAACUCUGUGGCAACACAAGAGUUCUCUACACAUAUUGAGUCAUACGCUGCACAAAGAAAUACAAGUAAUGCAGAAGGAGUCGCAGAUAAAUCCCUGAGUGUGCAUAUAAAAGAAGAAAUUGAGAAUACGACCAAUCACAACAAUGCAGCAGUAGAUAUGGGCUUUGAGAGACAUGAGCCAAUCUGGCCUCCUCCUGCUUGUAGCAUGUUUGAGAAAAGCUCUGUUGCAAUGCAGGAACAAACGCAGCAUUUUUCCUCUCCUCUCUCUGAGCAAUAUGCUGCUCAUAGACGUACAAAAAAUGCAGAGGAAAUCAGAGAUGGUUCCUUAAGCGCACUGAUAAAAGAAGAGCUAGAGACUCAACCUAUGUGCAUAGGAAGGACCACUUCAGAGCUUGAACAGCUCAGACAUGCUUUACACCCCUCUGUCAGACAGGAGCAGAACCUGCAGUCUUUUCCACAGCAAGCUGGGCCGUCACUCGCCCCUCCUCAUGCACAGAGACUAGCCGCCAGCAGGAUAGGACCCAACAUAGACGAUAACAUCCUUGGCAGAAACAGCCCAAGGGCAAAAAGACUCCAAAAUGUUUGGAGGGUGAAUCAGAAAGUGUACACCUGCCCUGUCUGCAGAAGAACCUUCCCCCGUUUGUCUCAGCUUGAAGAGCACAAGGCCACACACCAACCCUUUAAAGGUUUCAGGUGCCUCGAAUGUGGGAAAUCGUUCACGCAGAAGAGACGGCUAAGGACGCACCAAAGUGUGCACACGGGAGAGAGGCCUUUCAGUUGUAAAAUCUGUGGAAAGAGGUUCUCAAGGCAGGACAACUGCUUAAGACAUGAGCGUUUCCACAGCGGGACAAAGCCACACACCUGUGGACAGUGUGGUAAAAGCUUCACUGUGCUGAUCAACCUCAAAAAACAUCAAGAGCUUCACUUGUUAGGCAGAUAGGGCUCUGAUAGUGGGGCUUUAGUGACAUGUUUUUAGAUCAUUUGUUCAAGCCUUUAUUAAACUUGCAAGUAUAGUUUUAUACAUUUAAUACAACCAUGAAAUUUCUGUGUUUUAUUUUAGGACGCAAAGCAGGGUGGUAAUGAAUUUAUUCUGUUUUUACCAUGACUCAUUGAUUAUUUUGUGAUCAUAUUGAAUACAGUGGUUCCCAUCCAGGUGAUCAUGACUUUAAUUGUCUCAAUAUGAUUGUAAUGCAUCAUCAGGUCAUAAAUACAUCUAAAUUUUAAAAAUUCAAAUAAAGAAGUCUUUUUGCUCGGGAGAAGAUUUAUUUUAAAUGACCUGAAGCAUUAAGUAAAAGCUACACAGAUAUGGUUUAAAGACAACAAGGUGAAUGUUCUGGAGUGGCCAAUCAAAGCCCAGACCUCAAUCCAAUAGAGAAUUUGUGGCUGGACUUGUAAAGGGUGGUUCAUGCCUGAUCCCCGUGCAUUUACUAAAUACUAACUUAAAGGGGCUGAAUAUUCAUGCAAUAACUUAUUUUACCUUACAUAUUUUUUUUGAUUGACAUUAUUUUGUAGAAAUCUGUUUUCACCUUGACAUUAAAGAGGGGUUUUGUUUAUUUUUGGGUCAAAAAGUAAAAUUAUAUCGACCAUGAUUGAUUCAUAAAAUCAGUAAAAGGGUAAAAUAAUAGUCUCUGCUCCGUUUCAGUUUGAAGAAACCAUAUUUCUCAUUGUUUUCACACUCAGAGGCAGCAUGUUUACAUUUUGCAUAAACAAUGCAAAUUCACUUCCUUCACCUUUCUUCCCUCAUUCUGAAGCUUGGUUUGAACUUCAGCAUGUCAUCUUGACCAUGUCUGCAUACCUAAAUACACUGGUUGCUACCACGUGAUUGACUGAUUGAAUAUUUGCAUUAAUAAACAGUUGAACAGGUAUACCUAAUUAAGUGAUCUGUGGGAGUUCGUUAUGUAAUGUUUCUUUGUCUUCACCAGUAUGUUUUUAGUCACCUUCACACUCAAACAUCUAGUCAGAACAGUGAUCAUUUAAAUUUGUCACAGUGAAGAAAAUGUGAGUGUAUGCAUUUAUCAUGAGUUAUGUACCUGCAAAUCAGUUUAA